AUGGAGUGUGCUGCUAUUCGAAAAACUACCAGCGGCUCUAAAAAAGUCAAGGUGACUGGGUGGGACAUCCAGCCUGGCAUCGGAAAGGACGCAUGCACACAGUUUGAGGUCAUCUUAUCAGACGGCUCCCAAGCCAAGGACCCUCCCUGGUCCACCAGAUGCAGAUGCAGAUCUCACUCUUUGUAUUCGACCGUUCUUGAAGGUUGUGAAGCACACUACCCACGAAGCCGUUUUCGUGGAUAUUGCGAGUGGGACCUUCGACUUGUGGACCACAAGCUUCAUAUUGUCUUGCGUGCUGUUGAUGGCGUUGAGUGGAGCACAAGUUUGGAGUCGGACAGCAACCAGCUGAUAGUUCCAGCGCAGCAGGCUCAACUAGCCGAACUUUUCAUUGCGCUUUGUGUAGCAUGUCAAAAUCGUUUUGGAGCUGCUGCGCUGCAACUGAGGGCUGAGAGUCCCGGACCUCAUGUCUUUGCCGCUCCAUUUUGUGAAGUCGGUGGUCUGCCUUGCCGAGACAGAGACGAUACAUGUUUCGAACUAUGCCGAGCCUCAGACCAGAGCUGGAGCAUCCUCUCGCCGGAUAAUAUACUGUGGUGGACGCGCGAAAUCACUCAAGAGGCUCCGCAGCGGAAGCAUCCCAAACCAGCUAACUGGGGAGGCAUACAAGAUGCGCGGCGAAACUACAAGAGCCUUAAGGAGUCAAAGAAAAGGGCGAGCAUGCUGCCACCUGUAGACUUGACGGAGGCCCCUCGGGUCCAUGGCUCGGUGAUGAAAUUUGCCCAAUCUGGCAAACCCAACGGCAACACUAUCAACCCCUUGAGGCUGAUCCACGUUCAGACGCGGGAUAUGAUAGCAACCGCGGAACUUGAGACAAAGCGCUAUGCUGCAAUCUCGUACACCUGGAGUCAAGUCAGUAAAGCAAAGUUACUAGAAAGCGCAACAACUCGAGCAAAGGAGCUCGGAUAUGAGUAUAUAUGGAUUGACCAAUAUUGCAUCGAUCAGACCAACCGGCAAGAGAGGAAUGCCGAAAUUAAGCGCAUGAGAUAA
Molecule: messenger RNA, 1044 nt
Organism: Aspergillus nidulans FGSC A4
Lineage: Eukaryota; Fungi; Ascomycota; Eurotiomycetes; Eurotiales; Aspergillaceae
Exons: 3
Coding region: 1-1044 (347 amino acids)
Source: RefSeq, a predicted model, not a curated record